Molecule: messenger RNA, 428 nt
Organism: Mangifera indica (mango)
Lineage: Eukaryota; Viridiplantae; Streptophyta; Magnoliopsida; Sapindales; Anacardiaceae
Product: EPIDERMAL PATTERNING FACTOR-like protein 8
Exons: 2
Coding region: 37-393 (118 amino acids)
Biological process (GO): stomatal complex development; guard cell differentiation
Source: RefSeq, a predicted model, not a curated record
UUACAGGAAAAAAUUAAAAAAAAAAAAGCCUCAAUCAUGGUGAUGAAUCCUUUAAGAAAAUUCCCACAUGGCGCAAAGCCGAAAGCGCCGAAAGCAACAUUCACUGUAGCUUUCAUCUUUUUGCUCUCGUUUCUGUCACCAAAAUCUGUUUCAGGAGAAGUUAGUGAUGAUGAUAAGAAUUUUUUCGAGAUGAAACUUGGUUCAAGCCCUCCAGCUUGUGCAAACAAGUGCUUUAAUUGCAGGCCUUGCAUGGCUACUCUUGUACUUAUCGAUGACAGUAAAAAGCCUCCAAGAGCAGCACUAAAUAAUAUUGAUCUUCAAGAUUAUAUUGAGAGUUAUUAUUAUGCUCAAGUGUGGAAAUGCAAAUGUGGAAAUAAGAUCUAUGACCCUUGAACACUAAAAUAAAUAUUAUUUCUACAAUUUGGGUA